CGCGUGUGUGCGCGCGAGUUUGAAGGCGCAUCCUUAUCGGUUGCUCCCAAAACUCUCAAUCUUAACGGUUUCACAAGGUUAGUGCAUACACCACCAGUUUUACCAAAGCAACUGUAACCGAUUUACAAUGCCCGAAGAUAUCAAAGAACACGCAAAAGUGGAUACACACGCCGGCAUCAAGGAAGCAACGGAACAAAGGGAAGACAAAGAGAAAACGAAAGAGGAAUAUCGGGUGGUGUUUCCCGAUGGUAGAACAGCACCGUUAGCACUGAUGACAAAACCACACCACCGUGUGAUUGACCCUAUAUUCCAGAAAACGCAGUGCAACCACAAUCAGCCGCCGCAGCCGAAUACGGGCGGUCUUCUUGGGGGGACCAGACAGGCGAGCCCGCAGAGUAGCCCGAGGUAAAAGGGUGAACCGGUUGCCUGGCCUCGUUGGUAAUUGAGUUUCUCGAGGAAAGAAAGACUUGGAUCUAGGUCAACUCUGGUUGCUGUAUAGAAAAAUUAAACGAAUCAGUGAUGAGGGGAGAGGAUAUCAUUGUUUAAUACGGCACAGAAUGCCAGCUUUGGCAUAUUGGGGUUACUCCGGAAGUUAUAUUCAGCCAGUAAGUGAAUAAAAAAGUAUAGCUAAUGCUUUAUUAACAUGCGUUGGUCCGUAAUAUAGAGUUGAACGAUGUGCUUAUUACUUAUUUACAACGAGACUGGAAAAUGCAUCACCAAACUAACACUUCCAAUUCUGAAAAUACUCUAAAAUCAGGUUAU
Messenger RNA from Babjeviella inositovora NRRL Y-12698, 762 nucleotides. RefSeq lists its product as uncharacterized. The transcript has a single exon. The record is from RefSeq and is a predicted model, not a curated record. The coding region runs from base 128 to 409 and encodes 93 amino acids. NCBI's taxonomy places the organism in Eukaryota, Fungi, Ascomycota, Pichiomycetes, Serinales.